Molecule: messenger RNA, 432 nt
Organism: Fusarium odoratissimum NRRL 54006
Lineage: Eukaryota; Fungi; Ascomycota; Sordariomycetes; Hypocreales; Nectriaceae
Exons: 2
Coding region: 1-432 (143 amino acids)
Source: RefSeq, a predicted model, not a curated record
AUGGAAUCCCUGCAGGACAUAUACAACAGCCUUGGAGAUAUCUACGAGGUUUCCGAGAUAAUCGCUUCCCGACCGAACAUUCUCCCUGCUCUCGCAAACUUACUCGUCAAGCAUAACCUUGACAAGGACGGUGCUGCCAUCCCCUAUGAGUUCACAUACACUACCAACAAUCCACCUCCUGAACCUAGCUCUGAAUUCCUGGAAUCUUGGUGUAGUAUACUUCGAGCAGAAGGAGUAGAGGGUCUCCUAGGAUUAUCCAUCCGAGACAACAGUGUGCCGGCAAUCGCUCACGAGGUAUCCGACCCCGAGAGCCGUGUCAAUAGGUUGGUCUUCGGUGAUGAUGCGGCAGAGGGUACUUCUGUUAUUGCAACGACGUGGCGAUUUCUCAACUUUUGCCGGUGUUGUAGAGACCAAGGAAUGCACAUAUUGUAA